GUCUCGUUGUCUUGGACCUUGCCCUUGCCCCUGCGGCUCUUGCCCCGUGCAAUUCGGCAUGACGAUCAUGCCGUUCGCAAUCUUCAUUGCCGCCUCCUUUAGUGGAGAUAGCAGUCUAUGUCUAGCGAGACGAAUUCGAAAUGGCUCUCUGCCUUUUCUCACUCGAGUUUCUCGUCUCGCUACUAGGUACACUGUUGUUAUCCAUUCGGUUGGUAUAUUCUCAUUUGUCUCCGGAAUCCAUGGGUCCCUGUGUGCUCGCGACGGGGUCCCUUAUUUGCUGGCUAAAUCCUUGCCGUCUGUGUCCUAUCGAGACAAGCGAGGACAAUUAGAAUGAAGCUCAAGUCGUCAUCCAUAAGUACUAGUGGGAAAGAACAUACCUUUAAUGUGUCACGGCUUUGGUAAUCCACGACACCCAUUAUAAUCACUGCAAGCAUCCGAGCCCACCGAUUAAAACAUGGUCAAUGUUACAGAUGCUGACCGGAUUGUCAUUGAUAGCGAGGACGAAGACGCCUUACGA
Molecule: messenger RNA, 517 nt
Organism: Suillus discolor
Lineage: Eukaryota; Fungi; Basidiomycota; Agaricomycetes; Boletales; Suillaceae
Exons: 2
Source: RefSeq, a predicted model, not a curated record